Drosophila nasuta is the source of this 1044-nucleotide messenger RNA. RefSeq lists its product as uncharacterized. The transcript has 3 exons. The coding region runs from base 300 to 971 and encodes 223 amino acids. The record is from RefSeq and is a predicted model, not a curated record. NCBI's taxonomy places the organism in Eukaryota, Metazoa, Arthropoda, Insecta, Diptera, Drosophilidae.
UCGAGUCGAUCGCAUUGCAAUCGAAUUGUGAUGCGAUGAUAUGAAGCAGAGCGCGAGUACGUGUCAUUUUUCAUUUGUGCUUAUUUAAUUGAUAUUUGGUUUAAAGUUCAGCGACCUUUCCCGAAUGCCCGACAUUUGUUUAUUUGCCUGACAAAUGAGGUUAGCGCAUGCAAAGCCCGUGUCGUUGAUUUGUGUCAACAAUUAAAAUCGAUAAUGGCGAGUCCUGCUUUUAUCCUUCGGGAAUAUUAUCCUGCGCACAGUUGCAGUUGCAGUUGAGAGCGUGAAGCAUUAGGUUGACCAUGGAAUUGGCACGGAAAAUAAUACUCUGGAUUAUUCCUUUAUUCGUGCUCGCAUUUCUGCUCACCAUGAGUGAAGCGUAUCUAAGUAGAUUGCGUGUUGAGGAGACGCCAUUUCAAAGGAUUCCACCGAGGGCAGCCAGUCUCUUGGUCAGAAAGCAAGGCAACCCAAAGCGAUCCAGUGGCAUUCAUUUGAUAUCGAGCCUGGAGCAUCAACGCACAUUUUUACACAUUUUCCAUGUGCCUUAUAUCAUUUGCUUUUAUGCCGCCAAGGGCAAAUGGCCUUAUGUGCCGGGAUUUAUGAAAACGCGUGUGAACAGCGCAGCCAGAAAUUUCUUUCAUCAAAAUGACAGUUUCAUUAAGCAAUUUUGCACCAAGUGGAUUCAAGUCAAGGAAUGCUUUAGACCACUCUUCGAUAAAUCAAAUGACACCACGGUUGAGGUGGAAACUUUGGAUGCUCAGAAGCAAAUUCAGCGCUGCGACUGUGACAAGUUGGUCUCCACGGAAGCCCCAGUGCCCGUUGUCUACUUUGACAAGAACUACAUUGGCAAUGUUAGCUCGGACACCAUUUUGAGCACCAUCGAGUUUCUCGAGAGUUUUCUGCCGCCGCCCACCAAAAAGCACAAACGCAAGAAUCGAGUUCGUGGAAGAUUGGAUGAAAUAGAUAUUGAUUAGAAUGUAAAGCAUGUCGAACAUUUUACAUUUUUUUUAUCAACAUACAUAAAAGAACUAAAUACAUAACUAUACU